UUCCACUGUUCCACAGACCUUAGAUUGGAGAACUAUGAGAAAAAAAAAAAGACGAGUAAAUUGUGGAACAAAAAAAUAGAAUUUGGACAAAACUUUCCAUUUCAAAGUGUUAACAAAAGUUUUAACUCAAAUAAGCCCACUUGCAGGGGGCGUAGUUUAUAUAGUAACCAUGGUCAGUCUUAUUAAGCCAACCCAAGUCAUCCUCAUUUUGUCAGUGCCUAUAUAAACCCCCCACAAGGCCUCAUUUGAUUCAUUUCCUCUUUCUAUUUCCCGUAGUGACUAAGUAAAUGUAAGAGAAGAACACAAGAAACACUUAGAGUUGAGUUCUCUCUCUCUAACUCACUUACAAAGGUUAGUCUUUUCAUGGUACUGUCGUUUCUAUUCAUUCUAUCUUGUUUAGUGGCUUUUUAAGAUAUGGGUUGUUGAUGAUCAGAUUGUCUGUUUCCAUAAAAGAGUAUGCUUAUAAUUCAUUCUAUCUUGUAUUGCAUUUGGAUUGUUUGUGGGCGAAUGGUUUUUUUUUUUAUUUUUUUUAUUGCAUUGUUUCCAACUUUCCAUGCAAUCAUCACAAGAUCGGAUUUUUAUGCUGGUACCUCGUUGAUAACUGAUGAAUAUUCUGUUUCACAGGUGCUAGAAUUUCUUGAUUCUGCCUUUUAUCAUUCCGGCCUUUUUUUGUAAAGUUUCCUUUCUCUGUUUUAUUCAUUCCAUUGCCUCAUCUUUCGUCAUUCUUAUCAUCCUCUUUGUUUGAGUGAUCAUGAUGUUUCCCUUUCCUGCAAUUAUUCUUUGUCCUCUGAUUGGGUCUGUUUUGAGUGGAAAAAUGAUUAGUCUUCUUUGUCAGUCUGUUGUACCCUAGUUCAUAUGAUUGAAGAAUAUUCUGUAUCCUGGGCAUUGGAUUUCAGUUCAAAUUUAGGCAAUCUGGUGAUUCCUUUUGGUGGGUUUCCACAGCAAAGGCUUGAAGUAGCUAGCUUUCGGUCUUUUUCUCCCUUUGAAAUUCACCUUUGAUUGCGUCUCAGUUUUACUUUGGAGUUGAUUCAAACAUUCCUCUGUUUCUGUUAUGCAGGGCUUGGUCACUGUAGUGUUCACUUUGACUGUUUGACAUUGAUUUUUUUGCCAUGUCCUCUCUGGCACCUGGACCAAUCGCAGAUGUGGUUCUAAAUGAGUUCGACGAGCAAGCGAUUAUGCUUUUGGAGAAACUCUGGCAGGAUUUUCCCCUUCCGGAUGAUGUGAUUGAUUCAAAUCCUUUCCAGUUCAAGCCUUAUAAUUUAUCAGGCGAAAUUUGGUACCUCGUGUCUGCGACUGAGGAGGAAAAGAGUGAAUUUCAGUUUUGGAGUGAGAUUGAAGCCGCCUCUGAGAUUUUUGUGAACUCUGCCAUCAGUGUUUGGAGAACUGCUUGGGAAUUUAUUGAUGUCCAGGAUGCCCAAGAACAGAAAACUAUUUGGCUGAUGCUAGAGUACAAAAUUACAGAAGUAGGACCACAUGGUACCAAAAUAGGAAAGGACUCAAGAGCAAUAUGCAGAGUUUACCAUUCGGCAGAAGCAGAAAGACUUAAUGGAAACCUUGCUCUUUCAUUGGCAUCAGUUGUCCCACAAAGGGACACUACAUAUACAAAAGGUUCUCCAAGCGUGUUGCUGGCACAUAAUGGAGGUGAUACUGAACAACUCACGGCUGGAGAUUACAGUCAUUUGGAUCUUCAAAUGACAUCAGACCUUAAUCAGAUGUUUGAAGAUGACUACGUAGCCUUGGAUGAUUUGGAUGCGCUGAUAUCAAAUUCCACCACUUCAGGGAAUCCAAGUUGCUUAACUAUGUUCCUGCUGAAUGAUGAAAAUGAUGAUAAGCAACUCAACUCUGGAUCUGACGAACGUUUGGAUCCUCAAAGAAGAGACGCGUCAGGCCUUUAUUACAUAAAAGAUGAUGACUAUAUAGAAUUGGAUGAUUUGGCUACAUUGAUGUCUAAUGGAAAUGGUGCUCAGAAAUUCAACUAUGGAGCUGACAAACGUUUGGAUCCUCAGAGGAUAGGCAAACACAUAAUGGAAGAUGACUAUUUGGAACUGGAUGAUCUGGAUGAUCCGCUUUCACUUUCCACCACUUCAGACAAUUCCAGUCGCUCAAGCUUCAACUUGGAUGAAUAUUUUGAUCCAGGAGCCAUGAUGCAGGCACUGAAUCGAAAUAUCAAUUCUAGUAUCGGUUCAACUGUUAGCCCUUUCGAAGUUAUUAUGCCGCCAGCCACUGCAGGUUCGUAUUUUCACGUGUAUCAAGUCAAUCACUGAGUAAUUUCGCAAAAUGAGUUUAAUAUCUCUAUCAUUCAUUAUAUGCACCGGUAUCUUAUCUUAGGUUCCCAAGUUGGUGCUGGUGAAAAUCAGCCAGUUGCUGAAUGCACCUCUUCAACUCUCAAGACUAAGAAUGCAGAAGAAAGGGACGAAGAUCACACAGUGAAGAAGCUAAGGGCUGAGCAAAACAAUGGAGAUCCAUCAUGCUCUAAAGACAUAGCUAGCACUUCAAAGAAUGGGAGACUCAUCAUUUCCAGAGGUAAAAAGAAGGCAUCUGGUGUGAAAAUGAAAGGGCUAAAGAAAUAUUUCUGUUUGAUGCCAUUUUAGGUAGAUUGUGAACUUGUAAUGUACGAAUAACAAUGGCCACCAUUGAUCGGCAAUUAAACUACGUAUAAACUAGUAAAUAGCCAGUGUAGGUAGAUAGAUGGUUGCUGUGUCUGUUAUAUUGUUAUUUUAGGGGAAAAGAAUCAUAGAACUAUUUGAUUGAUGACAAAGAAGUUCGAUUGAUUUAUGAAGAUAAACUAUUGUCCAACUUUGGCACUUUGCAAGUUGUUUGCGGUGGCGUAUUUGUAUAGUUUAUUGUCCAAUUUUGUAAUGUUGGAAAUCGAUUCACAUUUGUUCUUAACCAAUAGCAAAUUGUAGAGCUACCUAGUGGCUAGUACAAUUAUGUUGGUUCAGCCCAUCCAGAUGUUGUUAUUGGGUUUAGAACUGCAAAAGUGCAAACAUCUGACUACGUAAAAGCCCUUUAAUGAUGUUGUGGCAGAUUUAUGGUAUUUUGGGAUCAUAAACUGUCACUUAAUUCGACGAAAAACAUUUAUCAAAAUAGAGUUGUAAGACUAGCGACAUUCUGCGCCUCUGAAAUUCAGAAUGUUGGGAGAUUAAGAAGACAAAUUAAUGAAGCUAUCGAGAUAGAAUCAUUGGCAG
This is a messenger RNA of Oldenlandia corymbosa var. corymbosa, 3188 nucleotides long. The record is from the annotation of a GenBank genome assembly. Lineage: Eukaryota; Viridiplantae; Streptophyta; Magnoliopsida; Gentianales; Rubiaceae.